Impatiens glandulifera is the source of this 1691-nucleotide messenger RNA. RefSeq names its product 2,3-dimethylmalate lyase. The coding region runs from base 78 to 1598 and encodes 506 amino acids. The transcript is spliced from 8 exons. The record is from RefSeq and is a predicted model, not a curated record. Lineage: Eukaryota; Viridiplantae; Streptophyta; Magnoliopsida; Ericales; Balsaminaceae. Gene Ontology annotation, molecular function: catalytic activity.
AACCGUGGGCCGAUAAUAAUUGUCCUUCCUUUCCUUGUACCAUCCAACAGUGGACUGUCGGAGUCGAGAAAGCGAACAUGAAGCUAUCAGUACUAUCAACGACCGCAAGAGGAUCUGUCAUCGUCUCUUCACUAAAUGAUGGGGAUCUCCUUCGUCCAUCAAAGAUUCCAAAUUACAGAACUUGCUCAAUUUUGGAACGACGAUCCAUUCCUUUGCUCAAUGUGUCAGCUCUCAAAUCGGCAAUCAAACCCGGCAAGCGUCUUUACCCAACUAAACAUGUCUUUCAACCUAUCUUAGCCAGCUAUAGUAUCGAUAAAUCAACUCAAUUUGAUUCUCCUGCUAAGGCAUUGCGGCGAAUUCUUGAAUCUCCUGGUAUUCAUCAAGGUCCUGCUUGUUUCGAUGCUCUCAGUGCAAAACUUGUUGAGCAAGCUGGAUUUGAUUUCUGCUUCACUACUGGAUUUGGAAUAUCAGCUUCAAGAUUGGCCUUGCCAGAUACUGGAUUUGUUUCUUAUGGGGAGAUGUUGGAUCAAGGGAGUCAAAUUACACAAGCUGUGUCCAUUCCUAUCAUAGGUGAUGGUGAUAAUGGAUAUGGUAACGCCAUGAAUGUUAAGAGAACAGUCAAAGGAUUUAUAAAAGCGGGUUUUGCUGGCAUUAUUCUCGAGGAUCAGGUGUCUCCCAAAGCAUGCGGUCACACACAAGGAAGAACUGUAGUGUCUAGAGCGGAAGCAGUGAUGAGGAUUAAAGCUGCUGUUGAUGCUCGAAGGGAGAGUGGCUCUGACAUUGUUAUUGUGGCAAGAACAGAUUCCCGUCAAGCAAUAUCAUUUGAGGAAUCACUAUGGAGAUCACGGGCAUUUGCCGAUGCAGGAGCAGAUGUUCUUUUCAUUGAUGCACUUGCUUCAAGGGAGGAAAUGCAAGCAUUUUGUGAAGUUUCUCCACUAGUUCCAAAAAUGGCAAACAUGCUUGAAGGAGGAGGAAAGACACCGAUACUGGCUCCUAUGGAACUUGAUGGUAUUGGAUAUAAACUGGUAGUUUACCCUCUUUCCUUGGUGGGCGUUUCAAUCCAAGCAAUGCAGGAUGCUCUGAAGGCAAUCAAAGGAGGACGUAUACCUCCUCCUGCUGACAUGCCUUCCUUUGAGGAGAUGAAGGAGAUAUUAGGAUUCAAUGCCUACUACAAGGAAGAGAAACGAUAUGUCACUGACAUUGGCCCACUUUCUCCUCAAAUAGUGAGCAGUGAUGAAUACAAUGUUGGGAGAGCCGAAGACAAUGCUGAGGAAAAAGAUGGAAGUAUAGAAGAGCCGGUUAUUGAAGUGCUAAUUCCUGAUGUUUACAAUGAAUAUGAUGCAGAUGGUUCACGAGCUCCAUUAUCUGGGAUCUGGUCUAGAACUUUGAGAGUAAAGAUUACAGGACGUGAUGGCUCUGAAAAGCUUGAUAUCCGAAUUCCAGCUGGAUUUUUGGAUGGACUUACAAACAUCGUUCCAGCAUUGGGAGGCGUUAACAUUAAAGCAAUGUUGAAUGAUGCUUCUUUAGAGGUAGGAGGCAAGGCGAUUUUGGAUUUCAAAGAUACAAUGGGUGAUAGGAUUCAGGUAUUUCUGGAGUGACUAUUAUUAGAUGAUGCCUUCAACUUACAUGUUGAACUGGGAUUCCAGAAUUUUGAUGCAAAGAAUGUUGUUAACAUUAUACAAUGGGAUGAC